AUGGUGGCUGGGCCUUCCCCACGGGGUCCGGCCAGGCUAAGCCCGAAAAAACAACGUGGGCCCACCCUCCAGUUGGCCCAUUACCCGCAGGAGGAAUCAGAAGGGGCCGAUGCGUCGGGAUUUGUGUGGCAGUCGUGGGCCCCGGCAGCCCAAUCCCUGGACUCCGAAUCUGGCAAUGGGGACAUGCUGAUAGCUGGGUACCGGCAGGCCAUGCGUGCUGCGGCCCGGGCAGUUGUGGAGGCAAAAACUCAGGUAGCAGGGGCUGGGGACGAAGAGGUUGGCUCAUCCAUCACUCAGGGUGAAGUCACCGAGGUAGGUUGGAAGCUCCUCGGGGGCAAGGCACUAGGGGUGGGUGAGAUCCGCCCUGAGUUCCUCAAAGACAAUAAAACCCUGGAUCUUCUCUAUGCCAACGCCAUUGACGCAUAUGAUGCCACUGCCCUCCCCCCCCUUGGCAGGUCAGACCACAACCUGGUCAGGAUGACUCCAAGGAGGACAAGCACACCUUCCACAGUAUGUGUUUUAUUGUAUGUUUUCCUCGGCUCAUUGUCUGCUGUCACAAUAUGUGGAAACCUUCUUGUAAUAAUCUCCAUCAUUUACUUCAAACAGCUCCACACUCCUACAAACUCUCUCAUCCUUUCCUUGGCAGUAGCUGACCUGCUUGUUGGGCUUGUAGUUUUUCCUUUCAACAUGGAAUUCUCUGUCAGUUCAUGUGUGUUUUCUGAAAAUGUAUUUUGCAAAAUAGGAGAGAACUUUGACAUAACACUGUGCACAGCUUCCAUUUUGAAUUUGUGUUGCAUUUCUAUUGACAGAUAUUAUGCAGUGUGUCACCCUCUGACAUAUAGAACGAAGAUAAAUGUUCAUGUUGUUGUUGUUAUGAUCGUGGUGAGCUGGAGUGUUUCAGUUGUAGUUGCUAUUAGUUUUGUAACGGCAGGAUUAGACCAAGAUAAAUGUCAAGAAAAGUGUUUCACUGAUGUUCAACUUGCAAACAUUUUGGGAUUUCUUUGUUCAUUUUACCUCCCAGUGAUUUUAAUGCUCUGUAUCUACCUGAAGAUUUUCCUUGUUGCACAGAGACAGGUACGCAGCAUCCAGGGAACAAAGUCUGGAGCCACUGCCAGUAAGAUGGAGAGAAAAGCCACUAAAACUCUGGCAACUGUUAUGGGAGUGUUUCUGAUGUGUUGGUCUCCU
Chelmon rostratus (copperband butterflyfish) is the source of this 1185-nucleotide messenger RNA. RefSeq names its product trace amine-associated receptor 1-like. The annotation marks the transcript as partial. The transcript is spliced from 5 exons. NCBI's taxonomy places the organism in Eukaryota, Metazoa, Chordata, Actinopteri, Chaetodontiformes, Chaetodontidae. Gene Ontology annotation, biological process: G protein-coupled receptor signaling pathway. Gene Ontology annotation, molecular function: trace-amine receptor activity. Gene Ontology annotation, cellular component: membrane. The record is from RefSeq and is a predicted model, not a curated record.